Molecule: messenger RNA, 435 nt
Organism: Aureobasidium melanogenum CBS 110374
Lineage: Eukaryota; Fungi; Ascomycota; Dothideomycetes; Dothideales; Saccotheciaceae
Exons: 2
Coding region: 1-435 (144 amino acids)
Source: RefSeq, a predicted model, not a curated record
AUGUCUGCUGCAGUUGCAAGUCCUUCGGCCGGCUCUCUCACCAACACUGGCAAGCGCGGUGGAGAUGGCGGCGGCAAGCCUCCUCGCAAGCCAACUGGCAAGGGCGACCCUACUGGUCAUUACUCAGUCAACCAGAUCACAGAGGUUAGUAACAUCAUCAACAAGCUGGAUCUGGCUUUCAUCACACAGAUACACCAGUCCGCCAUGGCUCUUGCAGACGCCGGCGAGCAAGUCAGACUUCGUGUCGAAGGCGCUGCCUUUCUGGAGCGCAACAGUCGUCAACGCCUAGCCCCUAAAGUUCCAGACAUGCUUGAUCAGGAAUUCCACUCUUCUUCUUGCGCACUUACUCUCGACGACGAUGUCUUUCUCAAGAGACAUAGUACGCGUAGCGCCGGCUUGCAGAUCAUCGACUAUCCCAUCUUGCUGGCUAUGUGA